Oncorhynchus keta (chum salmon) is the source of this 5138-nucleotide messenger RNA. RefSeq names its product immunoglobulin superfamily containing leucine-rich repeat protein 2-like. The record is from RefSeq and is a predicted model, not a curated record. NCBI's taxonomy places the organism in Eukaryota, Metazoa, Chordata, Actinopteri, Salmoniformes, Salmonidae. The coding region runs from base 1411 to 3660 and encodes 749 amino acids. The transcript is spliced from 3 exons. Gene Ontology annotation, molecular function: protein binding.
ACCCAGACCGUCUUGAAUUUCAAGAGGGACAACUCCAAUAUAAAGUGUUUUUUCUCAAAGUUGCCGGGAUUUCACGCGCAUCACACGUAUAUCAGCACACUCCUAACUGCCUUACCAAACUGAUAUUCCAUCAAAUAAGCCUCAUGUAUCAAAAUGGCAAUUCAUUUGUAUCUUUACUAAAUUCGACAGUCUCUCAUCACCACACAACACUCUUCACUUGCUUAAUCACUGAUGACUUACACAGAUUUUGGACGGAGUAAAACCUCUUGCUUCACCUCUUCCUCUCUGGUAUGACGUUUGAGAAAAUAACAUGUCGACGAGUGUUGUCCUUGAGGCGGAACUGAGCGAUUUCUGCUAGAUGGGCCAGCUGCAAAGUCAAAAUUGGCUAUAUUGUUAAACAUUGAAUUCAUUUAAGGUUAUAGUUAGGCAUUCGGGUUAGCAGUGUGGUUAAGGUUAGGGUUACGCUUAAAAUGUGAUUGUAUGACUUUGUGGCUGUGCCAGCUAGUGACCACUUUGCAGAGCUGCCUCCAGAACAACAGUCAUGACAAUAAACGCUAACCUGAGUGAAAAUAUGGGCACCUGCCUGUUGGCCUGCGUCGCUUCCUGCGCCACUUUGUUCCUGUGGUUUGUAUGUUUGUUUGAGUUUUUUUAGUUGCAUGGUUUUUAAGUUACAAGUAAAGAAGCAAUUGGUAUACAGACAUAAAGCGUUUUAACUGUAUUGUGAAGAGGAAUUGACUUGAUGACUGAAACGCUAACGAUUGAAAACCCCCAAAAAACAGUCAAUUUUGUUGUCUGCCUUCGCGUCACUCUGCCUGCUCAAUCCAGACUCUAGAACCGGACACUUUUCCAUCUUGUCACAUCUCGGCCUAUAUAACAUUAUUAACAGUCCAUCAAUAAUUGGAUGGAUGGGUCUCCUACACUGUUGUCAUGGAAGACAACAGAAGCCAUGGAAAAGGGAGGGCGCAUCACUUUAAUGUUUGCAACGUCUACUUUCCAGAGGCGGGAGUGUGCUGUGACUCUCUGCAAAAUCCAAUCGCAACGCACAGACACAUCAGCAUCCGACCACGGAAGGACCCACAUAUCUUUCAUCCAUCAUGUAAGAGCAAUGCCAUUACGUGCACACCUUUAAAAACUUGCUCCCAACUCAUCAUGUAGCCAGCUUCACGGGGUUCAAAUAAGAGACCACUCCCAUCAAUAGCAAUAAUCUCCGUCGCGUCCAUUGCGCUGAGGAAAACAUCACACUGUGAAAUGUCGCCUUGAUUGAUGCAUGACCAUAGCAUUCUACUGCAGCUGCACGCAUGUACUGAUUCCGCGGUUAACAACAUCAUAAGCGGUGCCGGUGCUGUCCGUCUCAGCACCAAGGACAGGGCUCGGGCACAGUCGCUGUGGCGUAGUUUAUAAACAAACUGCAUGCGCUCCAAAAAGGUGGCAACCUUUCUCACAAGCCGCUCUGGUUUAGUUGAACUGAUCAGCUGGGUUGAAAUUUCAAAUGAAGAGAACAUGUCUCGUUCCUACCUGUUCUUCCUCUCCUUAUGGAGCUCUGUUAUUGUGGUCGGACGCGGUUGUCCUGAACUAUGCAACUGCUCCGACAAAUACGGACGCCACUUCGCUGAAUGCUCCUACAAAGACUUGGUUGACAUCCCUGAAAGGCUGCCCCCCAACGUGACCACUCUGAGUCUCACCGCCAACAAAAUAUCUCUGGUGGAGUCGGGCAGCUUCGACAAUGUGACCCGAGUCACGUCCUUAUGGAUGGCCCAUAACGAGAUAGUCACCAUCGAACCGGGCACCCUGACUCCCCUGGUCCAGCUGAGGAACUUUGACGUCAGUCACAACAAGAUGGUGCAUUUCCCUUGGGAGGAUCUCCGUCACCUCACAGCCCUGCAGCUGCUGAAGAUGGACCACAAUGAGAUGGUCAGUCUGCCUAAAGACUCCUUCUCUAACCUCAAGGACCUGAGGUCUCUCCGCCUCAACAACAACAGGUUCACCACUAUAACGCAGGGGACUUUCGACAGCCUGACCUCCCUGUCUCAUCUACAGCUCUAUAACAACCCAUUCACAUGCCACUGCAGGAUGGACUGGCUGAGGGACUGGAUUCUAAACGCCACCAUUACGGUUCCAGAACAGAACUUGAUUGUCUGUGAAACUCCAGAGCAGUUGAGAGGAGCGGAGAUCGUGAAACUGUCUGAGUCAAAGUGCAUGGCCCCUAACGUCAGCAUAACGGCUGAGCCUAACGUUGAGAAUACGACACUCUAUGAAGGCACAGUGUUGAUCCUGAACUGUGAGAUCAAAGGGAACCCAAAGCCAGAGGUUAUCUGGAAAAUCCACACAAACCGUCAAAGUGUAGAGUAUCCUCUGUCCACCAAAGAUAAAGAAUCAGCAGAAUCCAAUGAAUCUAACGAGGAUUCUAGAACGACAGACAAUCCAUUUGAAAUGUUCCGUAACGGCACUCUAGUCAUACCGCGCCUUAGUAAAAAGGACAAUGGCAACUACAGCUGUUCCGCCACCAAUGAGUUUGGUAAAGAUGACGAUUCACUAUCAAUAGUAGUGGUAGAACCAAAACCACCACCACCUCAACCUGUUGGAAAAGUGAUUGACCCACCAGUUAUUAUUAAUGGGGAGAAAAUCCCCUCAGUACUUCAACCUGUGAUCAAAACCUCCAUUAAUAACCCUUUUAAACCAUUGAAUAUUCCCCAUUUGGAGGGAAAGUACAAUAUCUUCCCAACCCUUCCUCCCAUUGAAGUUGACACUGAGCGUACGGCGCAAGUGCCCAAAUAUCCAUCCCGUGCAACUAGCAAAUGUACCUUGACCAGUGAGACACAGUACAUCUCCAACCAGGCCUUCAAUUUAAGCCUGGAAGAUGUCAGGCAGUAUACCUUUGACUUUGGAGUCAUAGCCUUAGGGGUGUCAGAGACCGAGGCUAAAGUUAGACUCAAUCCUCUCCUCCUUCCUAAAGACGACACAGACAUCCGUCUCAGCGCCUCAGAAGGGUUCCAUUCCAUCCACAACCAAUCAGAGGUAACCAGGAGAGCCCGGGCGGACUCAGGGCUGUAUCUGUGUGUCACCUCAGACCACAGACACUCAGCCAUCCAGUGGUCCAGGAUGGAAGAUGGCGUCAACACCUAUCUGUUCCAGGACCUGCGCCCCGGCGCCAACUACUCCCUCUGUCUCACCUACAGAGGAGAGGACUGCGAGGUACAGGUCCUCUUCACCACCAGGAAGAGAGUUCCUAACCUGUUAAUCAUUAUAGUCGUCAGUAUCUGUCUCCUCACCGUCUCCACCGUGCCCCUGCUGGGGGCCACCUGCUUCCACCUGGUCUACAAAUAUAGGAACAAGACGUACAAGCUCAUCAUGAAGGCUAAAGACCACCAGCAUCACAUGGAGAGGAACCUAGUGGUCAACUUCAACCUGAGGAACUCGUACGCCGAGUCACAGACGCAGAUCACAGCCAGCGAGACGGGGGAGGGAGAGGACGGGGAGUCGGAGAGUGGGGGGGAGAGAGAGGAGGACGUGGAGGGGAGUGGGCUGACCGAGUCGUUCACUCUGUCUCAGUACAGAGGGAAUCUGGAUGAGUGUGAGAUGGGGUCAGAGUUCAGCGAUAGGUUACCACUCGGGGCAGAAGCUGUUAAUAUCUCUGGGCAGUACAACGAGCCACGCCACUGAUCCUGUUGUUGUUGUUAGUGUUUGAUAGAUCGUCUUGACUAGACAGGUUCUAGUCCUCUUCAGUCAGGAUCACAUGUAAUGUAAGUCUCACAGUAACUGUUUAUCGAUCCCAUGAGAGAAGAACCUGUGACCUGUCAUUUUUUCAAAAUGGCUGCCGUAUCAAUGACCUGGAUACAGUGUAGACAAAGUCAUAGGUGCUUCCGCUGUUGAAAGGAAAAGUAAAGAAGGUAGUUUAUGUACGCUGUGAAGAUUAUGUAAAAGAAAAAACCGUCCCUGUAGUAAAAUAUUUAAGCCUAUUCUAAAAAUAGACCCCUCUGCUCUUAACAGUGGCGUUUCCUGAGACUCGUGACAGUUAUUCAGUGCAGUCUGUCACAGGCAAGAAGGCAAAAAGCUUUGUAACUGUAUCUGAAAUGUCUCUUCUUUAAAGUAACAGAUGCACUUAUGAAUGUCUAGGUUUGUUAAUCUAUUGUAGGCUAUCAAUGCUAUUUUCUAUCUAGAGUGAAUGUCUAUGUUAAUCUAUUGUAGGCUAUCAAUGCUAUUUUCUAUCUAGAGUGAAUGUCUAUGUUAAUCUAUUGUAGGCUAUCAAUGCUAUUUUCUAUCUAGAGUGAAUGUCUAUGUUAAUCUAUUGUAGGCUAUCAAUGCUAUUUUCUAUCUAGAGUGAAUGUCUAUGUUAAUCUAUUGUAGGCUAUCAAUGCUAUUUUCUAUCUAGAGUGAAUGUCUAUGUUAAUCUAUUGUAGGCUAUCAAUGCUAUUUUCUAUCUAGAGUGAAUGUCUAUGUUAAUCUAUUGUAGGCUAUCAAUGCGAUUUUCUAUCUAGAGUGAAUGUCUAUGUUAAUCUAUUGUAGGCUAUCAAUGCUAUUUUCUAUCUAGAGUGAAUGUCCGCUUCACUGUUGCCAACAAACCCUUUAAGCUGUGUGUCACAAGCUAUUGUUGUACGUCAUUUUACAGUGACCUUUAACCCGGUAUUGUGUCAAUAAUAUACAGUACCAGACAAAAGUUUGGACACAAAAACCCUUGAAUGAGUAGGUCUUUAUUUGUAUUUUUUUUACUAUUUUCUACAUUGUAGAAUAAUAGUGAGGACGUCAAAACUAUGAAAUAACACAUGUGGAAUCAUGUAGUAACCAACAAAAGUGUUAAACAAUUUAAAAUAUAUUUUAGAUUUUAGAUUCUUCAAAGUAGCCCCCCCUUUGCCUUGAGGACAGCUUUGCCUUGAGGACAGCUUUGCCUUGAGGACAGCUUUGCCUUGAGGACAGCUUUGCCUUGAGGACAGCUUUGCCUUGAGGACAGCUUUGCCUUGAGGACAGCUUUGCCUUGAGGACAGCUUUGCCUUGAGGACAGCUUUGCCUUGAGGACAGCUUUGCCUAGAGGACAGCUUUGCCUUGAGGACAGCUUUGCCUUGAGGACAGCUUUGCCUUGAGGACAGCUUUGCCUUGAGGACAGCUUUGCCUUGAGGACAGCUUUGCCUUGAGGACAGCUUUGC